This is a messenger RNA of Hyposmocoma kahamanoa, 1707 nucleotides long. RefSeq names its product myb-like protein X. Lineage: Eukaryota; Metazoa; Arthropoda; Insecta; Lepidoptera; Cosmopterigidae. The coding region runs from base 16 to 1578 and encodes 520 amino acids. The transcript is spliced from 9 exons. The record is from RefSeq and is a predicted model, not a curated record.
AAAAGCUUGUAAAAAAUGAGUCAAAUGGUGACACGGAAGAGUGGUGAAGAAAAAGAAAAGGAAAAGGGAACAGAGAGUCCUGUAAAAGACAUGAAAAAGAAAAUGGCCGCCAACGCGGAGAAAGAAAAACAAGCAGCGGAGAAAAGCAUAGAGAAACCUGCUGAAAAAAUCGAAAAGCAGAAAUCGACGGAGAAACCUAAUGAUAAGCAGAAGCCAGCAGAGAAACCUAAUGAGAAGCAGAAGCCGACAGAGAAGCGAGUCGAGAAGCAGACUGAUAAACAGACUGAGAAGGAUAAGAAAGCAGACAAGACAGAUAAAGUGGAAAAGAAUGGAGUGGAGAAGAAACCAGAGCAGAAAGACAGUAAAGAAAAAGAACAGGAAAAGAAAGACGACAAAGGAGAGAAGAGCGGGAAGUUGCAGGACAAAAAAUCCGUCGAGAAACCAAAGCAGAACGGUUCAAAAGUGCACAAUGGCGUGUCAGACGUGAUGCUGACCAGCAACGGGUCCGAAGAGCUCCUCAACGGUGCAACGGUGAGUGAAGAGGAGGACCAGGACCUCAUAGACGAUGGACUGCACGAUGAGCUAUUCCCCGAACUGGCAUAUGACGACUCAGACCCCGAGUUCGAUCCAGCCACACCGGACGGGCCCAGUCGCAGUCUGACUCGACGAUCGCAGGCGAAGGCGACGCGAACGCCGGAGACGCCGCGCCCCGCCUCCGACAAACAGACCGACGCCAAAGACGAUGAGUCAAAAGUUCUAAAACUAGCUGAGACGCCGGCUUCAACGGACCGCAAGCUGCGUUCGGCUGAUUCGCCUAGACCGGAGAGCAAAAAGGAGAAGGAAACCAAGAAACAGGAGAAGGAGAAAGAUGACAAGGACAAACAGGAGAACGGGGAGAGGGAUAUUGAAAUUAUUGAUUUGGAUCAGGAUGAGGAGCCGCGCAAGACGGACACGAACUUCUCGAAGUCGCGCGUGAAGGUGUCCCCGUACCGGCGCUCGCUGCGCCACGCGGCCGCCGACCACACGCAGACCUCCUUGCUGGCCAACUACACAGGUAACAACACAACUAUGGAGAUGGACAUCACAGAAAGUUCCUCGUUCAUGUCGGAAGAGCCAUCGAUGAACGACAGCUCCUACCUCAGCGGACUUCGCAACAUCCGCGGCCGGCGCUCGUACAAGCCGCUUAAGGAGAUGACCAUUAAGAAGGUCGACAGGAGUUUGAGGUCUACCACGACCACCACCAUCACAGCGGACAGCGGCUCGCGGCCCACGGCGCCCGUGGUGGGGCGCAAGCGCAAGCCGCUGGACGGCGCGCCGGCCGACGCCGACGCCGACGCCGACGGCGCCGCGGCCGCGCUGCUCAGCAAGCGCAUGCGCCUGCUGGAGCGCAUCGCGCAGCCCUUCCGCCGCUCGCUGGCCGCCGCCGAGAUCGUGGGCAUAAACUCGGACCUGCCGCUGACGGCGCCGGUGUCGUCGCCCGCCGCCUUCGACCCGGAGUCGCUGAAGACGCCCGCGCCGCUGGCGCCGCCCGGGCCCCAGCCCGAGCCCGAGGCCGGCAAGCGCUGCGUGCUCAUGUAGGUCGAAGGCGGACGCUUCGAGACAUUAGUGUAUUGUAACAAUUUCAAAUGCUGUUUUCCUUAUACUUAGAGCGCUUACGAAUUCCCCUGCUUUUCGUUCUUUUCUUCAAUUUUUAUUUAAUUAAUCGUC